Molecule: messenger RNA, 7167 nt
Organism: Etheostoma spectabile (orangethroat darter)
Lineage: Eukaryota; Metazoa; Chordata; Actinopteri; Perciformes; Percidae
Product: endothelial PAS domain-containing protein 1
Exons: 16
Coding region: 379-3003 (874 amino acids)
Biological process (GO): cellular response to hypoxia; regulation of transcription by RNA polymerase II
Cellular component (GO): cytoplasm; nucleus; transcription regulator complex
Molecular function (GO): protein dimerization activity; DNA-binding transcription factor activity, RNA polymerase II-specific; RNA polymerase II transcription regulatory region sequence-specific DNA binding
Source: RefSeq, a predicted model, not a curated record
AGACGCGGAGCAGCUCCGGGAGUUCUCAGAAGAGAAGAAGGCGAGGAAAAGUUUGGAGUGUGUGUCAGCAGCAGCAGCAGCAGCGGCAGUCCAGCGUUUAUCCGCAGCCUGAGACAGGCUCUAUCUGCGGUGGAGAGGCGGUACAAUCCUCAGCAGUGUUCUGAGACUGUACGGCCACGAUCGCUUCCAGACAGCCAGCCAGCCAGCCUAACAGCCUUUCUGGACUAACACACAGCUUUUAUGACAUGAUCUGUCAAAGCGCUGCUUCCGACCUGCGCACGUCCAUGUAAAACCUGCACACGUUACUCAGCCAUUCUGACCCUGAAAGUUGGACGUAACAUAGACUGAAGGGGAAUUACAACACUGAAACAAGAGAGCAUGACGGCCGAUAAAGAGAAAAAGAGGAGCAGCUCAGAGCGGCGAAAGGAGAAGUCCCGGGACGCCGCUCGCUGCCGGCGCAGCAAGGAGACGGAGGUCUUCUACGAGCUGGCGCACCAGCUGCCUCUGCCCCACAGCACCAGCGCCCACCUGGACAAGGCCUCCAUCAUGAGGCUGGCGAUCAGCUUCCUGCGCACCCGCAAGGUGCUCACCUCAGGCUGUUGCAGUAGCAGCGGUGGUGGUAACAGCGUGGAGGACAGGCAGAUGGACAGCCAGUACCUGAAGUCUCUGGAGGGCUUCAUCACCCUGGUAACGUCCGACGGCGACAUGAUAUUCCUGUCCGAGAACAUCAACAAAUUCAUGGGGCUCACGCAGGUGGACCUCACUGGUCAGAGCAUCUUUGACUUCACCCAUCCGUGCGACCACGAGGAGAUCAGAGAAAACCUCAGCCUGAAGACAUCUGGCAGCUUUGCUAAAAAAGGCAAAGAGCUGAGCACGGAGCGAGAUUUCUUCAUGAGGAUGAAAUGCACGGUGACCAACAGAGGACGCACCGUCAACCUCAAGUCAGCCAGCUGGAAGGUGUUGCAUUGCACCGGACACCUGAAAAUGUACAACAGCUGCCCUCCCCGAGUGCUGUGCGGCUACAAAGAGCCGCCGCUCACCUGCGCUGUCCUGAUGUGCGAACCCAUCGCACACCCGUCCAACAUCGACACGCCGCUGGACAGCAAGACCUUCCUGAGCCGACACAGCAUGGACAUGAAGUUCACCUACUGCGACGAGAGGGUGACGGGGUUGAUGGGUUACACUCCCGAGGAUCUACUGGGUCGUUCAGUCUACGACUUUUACCACGCCCUGGACUCAGACGGCGUCUCCAAGAGCCAUCACAACUUGUGUACCAAGGGUCAGGCAGUGAGCGGUCAGUAUCGCAUGCUGGCUAAGAACGGAGGCUACGUCUGGGUAGAAACCCAGGGAACUGUUAUUUAUAACAGCCGCAACUCCCAGCCCCAGUGCAUCGUGUGCAUAAACUACGUCCUCAGUGACAUCGAGGAGAAGUCGAUGGUUUUCUCCCUGAAGCAGACCGAGUCGCUGUUCAAGCCGCACCACAUGAACAGCUUCUUCACUGCCGGAGGUACAAGCGUGACCGGAGAGCCGGGAGAAGGCCUCUUCACCAAACUCAAGGAGGAGCCGGAGGACCUCGCCCAGCUGGCCCCCACACCCGGAGACACAAUCGUCAGCCUGGAAUUCGAUCGCCCUCCGUUUGAGGAUCCCCAGCAGCCUGCAGGAUACACCCAGGUGUCUGCCGCGGCCAUGCCCCCUCCUGGACCUCCAUCCUGGGCCAGCGAGAGCCACAAGCCCGCCCCUUCCGCACCAGUUCCAAGGGACAUGGGUACCAUGGCGGGUAAUCUCAUCAUGCAGGAGAAUCCGCCACCGGGCAGCGCCACGCCGAGCCUCAGCAGCUGCUCCACGCCCAGCAGCCCAGGUGAUUACUACAGCUCAGUGGAGAGCGAUCUGAAGGUGGAGCUGACUGAGAAGCUCUUUGCUUUGGACACCGAAGGCAACGACAGUCCAGCGGACAUCGAGAGGGACUUGAGUGACUUAGACCUGGAGACUUUGGCUCCCUACAUCCCGAUGGAUGGCGAGGACUUCCAGCUGAAUCCCAUCAUCCCAGAGUCAGAUCCCCUGGAGGGGGGUCCAGCAGGAUCAAUGGGGGGCAAGGGCAGCCAGGCCAGCCGGCAGAGCUUCAGCAAGAUCGCGAGCCUCUUCCAGCCACUGGCCUCCCCUCCUCUGCCCCAGGGCCACUUCCAGCACCAGGCAGUUGCAUCCUGGGCCGCGGGCGAGAAGAGAGGCUCCCGCCACGGGACCGUGGACUCGCGUGCAGGGUUUUGCAUGAUGGGGCACAUGCAGAAUCCCCCGUACCAGGCUCCAGCCAGCACCCCUCUGUCCUCCAUGGGGGGCAGACAGAAUCUGCAGUGGCCUCCGGACCCACUGUUAACCUAUCAACGACAACAACCACAACGCUCUACCAAGACCUACCUGAUGGACACUUUUUCAGGAGAGGAGCGCCCGUCCUGCCAACAGAACAUGCCACACCUCAUGCAGAAACAGAGGUCCAUUGACAAUUUCGUACAAGCCUACAGAGACAUGAGUCCAGCCAGAGUGGCCAUGGCCAACAGUGUCAAGCGCUCCUUCACUCAGAUGGCUAUCGGUGAAAGUACGCCGUCAGAAAUCAUUUGGAAGAAGAUGAGAGGUGACGGUUGUGCCGCCAUGGAUCGCUCCCUCAGCGCAGGAUCUCUGGCAGCGUCCGAGAUGGGGAGGACGAUGCCGGGCAGCAUGUCUUCAGGUCUCAGUUCUCUGCAGCAACACAGGAAGUCUCAGAAUCCAGGAAACUGGAUAGGUGGUGCAAAUGACAAACCCUUUCCCCGAAAGAGCUGCAACUACACCUACAACAUGCUGCCUUCCAACAAGACGGAGGGUAUUGCGAGUCGUUUAGUGGGCCCUUCUUUUGACACCUCCUGUCUGCCAGAGUUGACCGGUUACGACUGCGAAGUCAACGUCCCGCUGCAGGGCAACCUGCACCUCCUCCAGGGCUGUGACCUGCUGAGAGCCCUGGACCAGGCCUCUUAGAGCCCCAGAUUUAAAAUCUGCCAUAGACCCGGACUUAAAUCCCCAGCCCGAGACUUAAGCCUGUCUUUUCCUUUGUAACCUCGGGGCCGUCUGAGAGCCCUGAGGCCGAGCUACCUAUAACGAAUGGUAUUCCUAAUCCCAUUCUGCCUUAUUUUAGCUUCCAGAGCUCAGCCCCACUCUCUGUUCCCUGUCCUGUUCGUCUGUACAUCUAAACAAAGCAAGCUAUCAGGGUCAAGCCACUUGCAAAAUCAGAUGCAGGUUGAAAAGUUGCCCUGCAUUGACAACCACAUAGACGACCCACAUGUAACAUGAGCCACAUAAAUAAAAAGGUCAACGCGGGACAAUUAACUAACAAAGGCAAAGUAAUGCCACCACUCUGGCUGACCUGUGUCAAAAAGUCUGGACUCUGGGAUUUACUGCCGGUUAUCAGAUUCGGUGUAAACGUCUCUCUGUGUUCAGAAACACCGGCUGAACUCGGGUCUAUGGUGUAAAAAGGGUAUUAGUGGUGGGGGGGAGGGGCGGGGGGAAUUUAAACCUACAACCUGUGUCUUAUCCUGGCCCUGUCUCUAUUGCAGCCCUACACCCUGAUAUGAACUCUAUGCAGCUCAGUUCCCAGACCUUCUCUUUGUAGGCUAACUCUUUUAGCUCAGAGAAGUAACAUACUACCUAGACACUUUGUUCUUUCACCUUGUGCAUUUGACCAGCAAUUAGACCCAUCCCACUUUUCCUAGUCCCAGGCAAAACUUCAAACAAGAGUUGGGUAUCAUGAAGUGGUUCUGAAUUGUAGCCAUUUUAAAUGUAUACAUGUAGAAAAACAAGAAUCCUUUGUAAAGCAUACUUUAAUUCUGCUUAUUGAUUCCCAAAAAAGAUAACAAGACGAUCCAGAUGCAAAUCACAUGGGGCUAGAGCGGCACGGAGUAAUCCAUUAAUUGUCAACUAUUAAAUUAAUUGCCAACUAGUUUGAGUAAUUUUUUAUGAAAAAAUUAAAAAGACUCCAGUCUCUUAAAAUCUUUAGUGCGUAACUUUUUUCAUAUUAAUGGACGUCCGUUACAUUCAAGCCAUUGCCAAAUGAGUUGAUACAAAGCUCUUCUGAGGUCAUUAUUCUGAGGUUACGUUUUCAAAUCCUCCAUGUCCUCCUUGGCUACUAGCAACUGUGUGGGUUGAGGGCGGUGUGCGCGAUUACAACAACAGUUUAUUUGUCAUUACUUCUAAUUCAUCAUGGGGGCGACAGAAACUACGCACUACAGCUUUAAAUGUGAAUAUGUUCUUGUUUCUUCUCUUCUGUGACAGCAAACUGAAUAUAUUUGAUUUGUGGAUAACUGAUAUUUUUAUAGACCAAAACAACAACAAAAAACAUUGGCGCCGUACUAUUUGAACAUUGAACUGGUUUGAACAUUGUUGGCAACAUUUGGGAUAGUGUGAGUACACAACUUAACAAAGACUAUAACAUAGUCGGUUUCAGACAUUUUACUGCCAGAUGGUUACAUAUUUUACCUUUAAGCCAACUUAAGGUGUGUUUUCAUUCAUUUCGUUCUCAAAAGACAAGCUGAGAAUCAGAAUCAAUAAGCAGAAUCCAAAUACUAAAUGAUACCCACCUCGGCUCAAGCCUCUUCCACAGACUGUAUACAGACAGAAACUCUUCUAUACAGUCAUCAGCCUGCCUCUUCUUACCCAAUCCAUCCCAGCGGAGUCACGGCAACAUCACCGCCUGCAGUUUGAAGUCUGAUUCUCACCGGGUUCACAGUAGCAUUAAUUCAGUUUGGGUCAAACGUAACAACAUGUGCAUGAUAUUGUUAUUUUCUAGUUAUUAUGAGUCUAUUUUUGUUAUUGAACUAAGACAUUUUUAGCUUUUAGCAGAUCUCCCCACACCUUAUUGAAUCCAAACCGACGGGAUACUUUACAAUUCUGCUUUGGUUCUCCUCAUUUAUUUGCCAUAUUCUUACUCUACCUACCAGAGUCUUUAAAAAUAUAUUUUGUUUGUGUCCAACUCACGGACACACUAAUACACAUAUAUUGUAAUACAUGUACUCUACUGUAAGUUGAAUAGUGUUUGAUUUUUUGUUUUUGUUUUUCUAUCUUCUCUAUUCAUUAGUCUGUCCUAAACAUGUUUGUCCUCACGCCCGCCUCUCUCGGUCAGGCGGGUAGCUUGUGCGAUCACAAUCUUACUGUGCCAUUACUUCAUUAAGCUAAUAUAGCCAGCCACAAAGCCUGCCUUACUCACUACACUGAUAGAUUGUACAGAGGAUCUGACUGACACACACCGUUACAGGUUCACGUGAUUAGAUUGUAGAAUUCACACACUUCAUGCAAUACAGAAAACCAUAAAAAACAAUGUUGUGCACGAACUAUGUUAAGGUUAGAGCAUGAAAAGGAACGGGGGGCGGGGGGGCUUUCCUGCAUGCAAGUUUAGUUUUAGUCACAGUAAUAUUUGCCAUAAAAGACCAUACGUGUUGUAGGCCUCUUAACUUAUGUAUUUUGGGUCGCACUUUGCUACAGCUCUGUCAUAGUGGGGUUAAAGGACAAUGAGAGGUAAAAGUAAUACCUUGCAAUAGGGUGGGGGUUGUCAGUCAUUUUUUUUAAGAUUUUUGGCCAUCUCAGGCCUUUAUUUAUAGGCACCUGAAGACAUUAAGGGAGAGGAGAGGGGAAUGACAUGCAGCAAAGGGCCGCAGGUCGGAGAGUGAACCUGUGGUUGCUGUGUUGAGAGUUAACCUAUUUGUCUCUUAUAUAUAUAUUUAUAUAAAUAUAUAUAUAUAAUAUAUAUAUAUAUAUAUAUAUAUAUAUAUAUAUAUAAUUAUAUAUUAUAUAAUAUGUAGUGGUGUGUGUGUGUGUUGUGUGUGUGUGUAUAGGUGCUCAUUCUACCAGUGACUACCAAGGCUCCCAGUUUAACAUUCUGAUUCCAAUCUUCUGUCAAUUGAUUCUUGAUUGUGAUCUUGAACGGGUCACAUCUUUUUCACAGAUAAAUUAGAAUUAGUAUUUUUUUCAGUAAAUAGUAAUAUUUUUUUUACUGGGCUUUUUCAGCCACACUUAGAGCGCCGCUUACUGUGCUCCAUGGCUGCAACACAAAAAGUGCCUGGCAUCUACGGAAACUAAAAACUUGUUGCAUGUUAAAUUUGGAACCGAUCAGAUUCCAAACCAAAAAUUCCAGACGAUUCCAAUAAAGAAUCAAAUCCAUAUGGGAUGUUAUUUUUUUAAACAAUCCCAAGUUGGAGCCGGUUCUCGGUAGCCCAUCCUACUUACCUAAAAAAAAAAUAAAUAAAUAAAAGAAGGUAAAAUUAGGUAAUGGCAUGUUGACUAAAAUCCAAUGGGGUAUUGAGGGUUUUAAAACAAAGGGCGUUACUGGGAAAACACACUUAAAGAUAGCAAUGAGGCAAAACGUUUUAGUAAUAGUAUACUAGUAAUAUCUUGGUAAGAAUACACUAACCUGCUAACAAUAUAAUGGUUAUAUCAGUGCAAUAUUUGGAAUUAACAACGGUAAUAUGGUGAGUAAUAACCUCAUAAUUAUGAGGUAAUAUAUUGAUGAAUUUGUAUUAUUGUGUAAACUUCGACCUGUAUUCCCUUAUUAGUUACCCUACUAUUACAAUGUUAGUGUCGAGCUGCUGUGUAAAGUACUACCGUAUUCUUUGUACCAUUGCAGGCAGCCAUUGGUUUCCAUUUGUUUCUGUGCAGAUUGAAAUUGUAGAAUUGAAACAUGUGUAAAACAGCUGUUUUGUCCAUGAAAUGUGAGAAGAUAGUGAACAAUGCCUGUUAUUGUAUCUGAGAGCCAAAGGUAGCAAAUCAGAAUCUGCCCAUCAGUCAAUCAAAAGAUAUUCAGAUUACGAUCGUACAUGACAAAGACUUAGAACUGCGCAUGCAAAAGCGGAGCAGCUUCAUAAUUCCGAAUUUUGUUCUUCACAUUUUAGAAAUGUAAAUUAUUUUAUCUAUUUCCUAAAUAAGGUUUAACUUUGUAAUUUCACUUCGCACAGUGCAGACAUAAAUAGAAACCAAUGUCUGAACUACUGCAUUAUGGUCAGCUGUAACAUAAAAAAAGGACGUGAGAUUUGUAGCAAAGGGGCUAAAACCUGCAAAGUCAAUGGUGUGCUAACCGGAGGAUAUUUUGGUGGGUUAAGGGGCGUUUUGGCCAAUCAGAGGGGCCAAUCAGAAGGGCAAUUGCUUCAGCUUUUAGAU